AUGAAUUUCGCCGGCGAUUUCGAUCUUAAGGAAAAGCAGAUACUCGAAGGACACACCGAUAGGGUAUGGAGCCUUGCCUGGAAACCGGCGUCCGGCAUCGAUGGUAUCCCUGCCGUACUUGCUUCUUGUAGCGGCGACAAGACCGUACGAAUUUGGGAACAGAGCCCUGCUACCGGAUCUUUUCAGUGCAAGGCAGUACUGGAGGAGACACACACUAGGACUGUUAGAUCAUGUGCUUGGUCACCAUCUGGCAAAUUGUUAGCGACAGGAAGUUUUGAUGCAACUACUUCUAUUUGGGAACAUGUUGGUGGUGAUUAUGAAUGUGUUUCCACUCUAGAGGGUCAUGAAAAUGAAGUCAAAAGUGUCUCUUGGAACGCAUCUGGCUCGCUGCUUGCAACUUGUGGACGAGAUAAAUCAGUUUGGAUAUGGGAAGUAUUACCUGGUAAUGAGUUUGACUGUGUUUCGGUGUUGCAAGGACAUACACAAGAUGUUAAAAUGGUCCAAUGGCAUCCAUCUGUGGAUAUCCUGUUCUCUUGUAGCUAUGACAACACUAUUAAGAUUUGGGCUGAAGAUGGGGACAACGAUGAUUGGCAUUGUGUUCAAACUUUAGGUGAAUCUGAUAGUGGACAUACAUCUUCGGUCUGGGCUUUAUCUUUUAAUUCGGAUGGAGACAAAAUGGUUACCUGUAGUGAUGAUCGUACUCUUAAGAUAUGGGGUGCUGACAUUAUGAGGAUGCAGUCAGGUGAUGGAAAUGCACCUUGGUCACAUCUUUGUACCCUCUCUGGCUAUCAUGAUCGAACAAUUUUUUCAGUCCAUUGGUCAAGGGAAGGCAUAAUUACCAGUGGAGCAGCUGAUGAUGCUAUCCGUCUAUUUGUGGAGAACAAGGAUUGUUUGGUUGAUGAACCUACAUACAAACUGCUUCUGAAGAAAGACAAGGCUCAUGACAUGGAUGUAAAUUCUGUGAAGUGGAGUUCCAUGGAAAACCGUCUUCUUGCCUCUGCAAGCGAUGAUGGGACGAUCAAGAUAUGGGAAUUGGUGUUCUUACCUGGACACGAUGAACUGCAAUUAUAA
Molecule: messenger RNA, 1071 nt
Organism: Fraxinus pennsylvanica
Lineage: Eukaryota; Viridiplantae; Streptophyta; Magnoliopsida; Lamiales; Oleaceae
Source: the annotation of a GenBank genome assembly